Molecule: messenger RNA, 2424 nt
Organism: Serendipita indica DSM 11827
Lineage: Eukaryota; Fungi; Basidiomycota; Agaricomycetes; Sebacinales; Serendipitaceae
Source: the annotation of a GenBank genome assembly
AUGCCUCAUGACGGGGCAGUGAUUACCUCGGACGAUCAUGGAGUCGAUGAAGAAUUUGAGAGUCGAAAGUACGCAGACUUUACGACUAUCGACUGGAUACAAGAUGCUACCCUAGAACGCAACCGACGACUGAGAAAGUUGGACCAACUGCAUUCCAGCACCAUCGGCCAAUGGAGUAAGCCGUACACGAUAUCUUGGGCGUGGAAGCAACUUCAAAAGCUUGCCAUCUCAGGCCAGAGCUGGUUCGUCGUCUCCCUCGCUGGUGCUUUGAUUGGAGUCAAUGCAGCAUUAAUAUCUAUCACUACGGAAUGGCUCUCUGACAUUAAAAUGGGAUACUGCAAAGACGGCUGGUGGCUAAAUCAGAAUUUCUGCUGUUGGGAGAAUCAAAAGGAACAAGAUGCUGGAUGCGAUGCUUGGCACUCGUGGAGUGAUUUCGCCAUGGUCCAGUGGGUCAUCUACGUCCUUUUUGCGACCUUGUUCUCAUUCGUAGCCGCGUAUUUGGUUCGGGCAUUUGCGAGAUACGCAGCUGGAUCUGGAAUUUCGGAGAUCAAAUGUAUUCUCGCCGGAUUCGUUAUGAAAGGAUAUCUGGGAGCGUGGACAUUCUUCAUCAAGAGUCUGACACUCCCUUUGGUCAUCGCGUCUGGGCUCUCUGUGGGCAAAGAGGGACCCUCAGUUCAUGUCGCAUGCUGCAUUGGCUACCUGGUAGCUAGCUUCUUCGCUCGAUUCUCUCAAAGCCAAGGCAAAAUGCGGGAGAUCAUCACUGCAGCGAGCGCCGCAGGAGUAGCAGUUGCAUUUGGAUCUCCUAUUGGUGGCGUAAUAUUCUCGAUAGAGGAAAUGAACAACUCGUUCAAUAUCAAGACCAUGUGGAGAAGCUUCUUCUGUGCGCUCAUUGCCACCGUAACACUCUCAGCUAUGAACCCUUUUAGGACAGGGAAGCUUGUGCUCUUCCAGGUCACGUACGACCGAGAUUGGCAUUUCUUUGAAAUAUUAUUCUUUAUCCUUAUUGGUGUAUUUGGGGGUGUUUACGGCGCUUUCGUUGUCAAGUUCAACCUACAGGUUGCCGCCUUUAGAAGAAAGUAUCUUGGCAAUUACGCAGUAGCAGAAGCGGUAUUUCUGGCUACGUUAACUGCCAUGAUUGGGUUCUUCAAUCGAUUCCUCCGCCUUGACAUGACGGAAAGCCUGUUUAUCCUUUUCCGGGAAUGCGAAGGCGGUGGGGACUAUGAUAACCUCUGCCAAACCUGGGCUCAAUGGCGAAUGGCGAAUUCGUUGCUCCUUGCAACCAUGUUCCGUGUCCUACUCGUCAUAGUGUCUUAUGGGUGCAAGGUUCCAGCUGGUAUCUUCAUUCCUUCUAUGGCUGUUGGCGCGACUUUCGGUAGAAUGGUGGGAAUUCUCGUCAAAGCCAUUUAUCGCCAAUAUCCUGAAUCUAGCUGGUUCGCCGUAUGUGACCCAAACAUACCCUGCAUUACACCAGGGACAUAUGCUUUCUUAGGGGCAGCAGCCGCUCUUAGCGGUGUAAUGCGCAUCACGGUCACGGUCGUCGCAGUCAUGUUCGAGUUGACUGGUGCAUUGACAUAUAUCCUACCGACCAUGAUCGUCCUUUUAGUAACAAAGGCAGUGGGCGAUUGGCUAGGAACUGGCGGUAUUGCAGACGAAAUGAUCAAAUUCAACGGUUAUCCAUUCCUGGAACAAGAAGACAAAUCCUUUAAUAUUCCAGUGUCGCGGGUGAUGAGGCGACACUUGUAUACGCUUGCUGCUCGAGGGCUGACACUGGGCGAAGUAGAACAAAAGCUCGCUACCACCACCGUCCAUGGGUUCCCGAUUGUUUCUCCUGACAGUCAACGAGCUUUACUCGGCUACAUUGGGAGGUCUGAGCUACAGUACGUCCUCGACAAGGCACAGCACUCUGGGGGGCUGGAUCAAGAAACGCCAGUCGAAUUUGUGAGCGAGGCUCGAACCGCCGUUAUCGAGGCGGCAAGGGUCAGUCGAGAAGCCUCAGCUCGCAUAAUUGAGGUAUCGUCCCGGAAUACUGGGGCUCUGUCCUCAUCGUGGUCGGCUGGAGCCGCGCUAGGGAUAGAGGACAAUGAAAUCGAGCUCGGCCUGUUGAGCGAGGAGGCGGAGGUGGCAAGAGAUGGCGUCCUACGACUCGAACCUUGGGUGAACCAGACCCCAUUGACUGUUGGGCCACAGACGCCACUUGAGACUGUCGUUCAGAUGUUCAAGCGGCUUGGACCACGCGUUAUUCUAAUCGAGAAAUUUGGGACUCUUACUGGGCUGAUCACGGUCAAGGAUGUGCUUCGAUUCAUUGAGAAAGAAGAGCACGAACCGUCGUCGCUUGAUCGCAAUCAAAGGGACGCGGUCGAGAUAAUUCUCGAAGAGUCAUGGAUGUGGCUCACGGCGCGUUUUCGAUCACUUGUGACUCGUUGA